This is a messenger RNA of Setaria italica (foxtail millet), 1952 nucleotides long. RefSeq names its product cytochrome P450 704C1. The record is from RefSeq and is a predicted model, not a curated record. The coding region runs from base 34 to 1611 and encodes 525 amino acids. NCBI's taxonomy places the organism in Eukaryota, Viridiplantae, Streptophyta, Magnoliopsida, Poales, Poaceae. The transcript is spliced from 4 exons. Gene Ontology annotation, molecular function: oxidoreductase activity, acting on paired donors, with incorporation or reduction of molecular oxygen; iron ion binding; heme binding.
CAAAGCCACGACAACUAGCUAGCCUUGCCGGCCAUGGGAGCACAAGACGACCACUACUACUCGACGGUGCCGUUGGCCGCCGCCGCGGCCGGCCUCGCGCUGCUGGCGUUCUGCUCCUACUACCUGCUCGUCGCCGGCCGCCGCGGGCAGCAGCGCGGCGGCGGCAGCAAACCGACGAAGCGGUACCCGCCGGUUGUGGGCACGGUGUUCCACCAGCUCUACCACGUCCGGCGGCUGCAUGACUACCACACGGACCUGUUCCGGAAGCGCAAGACCUUCCAGCUGCUGGCGCCGGCCGGCCGGCGGCAGAUCUACACGUGCGACCCGGCCGUGGUGGAGCACAUCCUCCGGACCAACUUCGCCAACUACGGCAAGGGCGCGUUCAACUACGAGAAUAUGACCGACCUGCUCGGCGACGGCAUCUUCGCCGUGGACGGCGACAAGUGGAAGCAGCAGCGCAAGAUCGCCAGCUACGACUUCUCCACGCGGGCGCUCCGCGACUUCAGCGGCUCCGUCUUCAAGAGGAACGCCGCCAAGCUCGCCAGCAUCGUCGCCGGCAGCGCGGCGUCCGGGCAGUCCAUGGACUUCCAGGGCCUAGCGCUCAGGGCGACCAUGGACUCCAUCUUCACCAUCGCCUUCGGCCUGGACCUUGACACCCUGGGCGGCUCGGGGGACGGCACCCGCUUCGCGGCGGCGUUCGACGACGCCAGCGAGUUCACGCUGCUCCGCUACGUCAACGCGUUCUGGAAAGCGCUGAGGUUCCUCAACGUCGGCUCCGAGGCGGCGCUCAAGGACAGGGUCAAGGUCGUCGACGAGUUCGUGUACAAGCGCAUCCGCGACAGGGCUCGGGAGCUCGCGGACAGCAAGGAACAGGACCCUGUAACUGAUUCGAGGCAAGAAGACAUGCUGUCCAGAUUCAUCCAAACGGCCACGAGCGAGUCCGGGACGGUGGACUACAAGUACCUGAGAGACAUCAUACUGAACAUAGUCAUCGCCGGCAAGGACACGACGGCGGGGGCGCUCGCGUGGUUCCUCUACAUGGCGUGCAAGCACCCGGAAGUCCAGGAGAAGGUCUGCGAAGAAGCCAGAAAGGCUACCAACGCCAGCGAGACGGCAACGGUCGACGAGUUCGCGCAGAGCCUGACCGACGAGGCCCUGAACAACAUGCACUACCUGCACGCCGCCCUGACGGAGACGCUCAGGCUGUACCCAUCGGUUCCUCUGGAUAACAAGCAGUGCUUCGGAGACGAUGUCCUUCCCGACGGCUCUAGCGUGAGCAAGGGCGACAUCGUGUUCUACGUCCCGUACGCCAUGGGCCGGAUGGAGUACCUGUGGGGCGAGGACGCCGGGGUCUUCCGGCCGGAGCGGUGGCUCGACGACAGCGGCGAGUUCCAGCAGCAGAGCCCGUUCAAGUUCACGGCGUUCCAGGCCGGCCCGAGGAUAUGCCUGGGGAAGGAGUUCGCGUACAGGCAGAUGAAGAUCUUCGCGGCCGUGCUCCUCCGCUCCUUCGCGUUCCGCCUGCGCGACGGCGACAAGGCCACCGUCAACUACCGGACCAUGAUCACGCUUCACAUCGACCAGGGUCUCCAUCUGACGGCGACGGCGAGGUAGAUGAAGCUAGCAGCGCGCCGGCCGGCCUGGGGCACGUAGCGGCAGCUGGCGCCCUACAGCUCCGCGAGCGACGGGACCUUGAAUUCACAUGCAUGGGAAUAUGGGAUGGAACGAGCAGUGGUGGUAUGCAACCACUCGUGUACCGCGUGUCCGCGUCUGGUUGAGAGGAAUAACAUGGCCUGGAAUAAGUUGCGCCGCGGCUGAUUGAAAUCUCAGGGUAGCUCGCAGUCAGUGUCGCCGCCGUGGUGUAGCUGUAGGCCGGCGUUCCGCGCCAUGCGCCCAUGUCUGAAAAUAUCGGACACUUGUCACCGUGGAUCCCGGUUGUUCGCCGUCCUUCAUCA